Cylicocyclus nassatus is the source of this 434-nucleotide messenger RNA. The record is from the annotation of a GenBank genome assembly. NCBI's taxonomy places the organism in Eukaryota, Metazoa, Nematoda, Chromadorea, Rhabditida, Strongylidae.
UGCAACCCUCAUAUUGAAUGCCAUAAGACAUUCAGAUAAGUGACCCACCUCAUCUCAUCCGGUGCUACUUUCGCCUGAAUGGCAAGCGAGGACGCAAAGACUCUUUGGAAAAUUUACCACGCCAGAACAACUAUUACUGGAUUUCGUAGAAGGCCUUAUUGGAUACGGCCAAAACGAGCUGAAAAGUGGAGCACGAGCCAAUACAACGCAUUCAAAAUAAGUGCUAAGCCUCGGCAACGGAUGCAAAACGACAAACAGCUUUGGAUGCGAAGGUGCAGACUAGGAUGGUGUACAGGAACGAACUGUGUAAAGCUCUUCAGCUGGCUCUCUGAGUAUUCCUUAAUUGUGAAUAGCAAGGAAACGCUGGACGACUCCAUGAAUUUAACUGAAGCCUAUGGUCAGGAAAACCUGGUACCAGCGUUACAGUAAUUCAC